Molecule: messenger RNA, 3474 nt
Organism: Hymenoscyphus albidus
Lineage: Eukaryota; Fungi; Ascomycota; Leotiomycetes; Helotiales; Helotiaceae
Source: the annotation of a GenBank genome assembly
AUGCCACUCCAAGCUGCUACAGUCUCCAAUCGCAUCGUCCGAAAACGUAAAAGAAAGGACACUGCCAACUCCCCAGAAGAAACCACCGAGUCCGUCCCUCCAUCCAAAAAUACGCCGACACAAACCCUCCCCACUAAAACUCACGAUGGGGGUACGAAACCUAAACGGGUUUCUAAGUCAAAGGCUACUAGACCUACACUCUCCCGCUCAUCGUCGACAUCUUCAACGUCUUCAAAUGCAGUAACUACCACCAUCCCCUGGCCCUCCUCGUUCGUGGCGUGGGAGAAGACGCAUAGAGCGUUGAAUCUGGUAUACACCUUCUGCUCCACACGGAAACACGUCAUCACAACCUUUGACACCAUCAAAACCGCGGUAGAAAGCCAUAUCAAGAAAGACCUGUCAGUAGAAGAUAUAGCUAAAAUCGUAGCUCUACGACCAUCCGGGAUCAAUUUCAGUUAUGUGGAUGAGGCAAUGUUGAUGAUUGACGUCAAAGGCGCGGAGCGAGACGAGACAUUCAAGUCUAGGAAGGGGGAUUGGUUUUCGCAGGGCCCUGCGGCGGAUGCUAGUGUAGGGGGUCUUACGGGGACGCAGAGGCUUGGGGAGCAAGAAGGGGAGGGGAAGGAGGUGUUGUAUUUUGAGUUUGUGGAUGGGGAUUUGAAGAGGCAGGUUGCGAGCAAGAAAACGGGGGAGCCGACGGGGCCGAAUCGGAAGUUGAGGGAUGAGGAGUUGAAGAUGCCGGUUUUUAGUCAGCAGCAGAUGAUGGGGUUGAUUGAGAAGAGGAAUACGAAGUUUGGAUGGGCGGUUAAUGCGUUUCUUAAUCGGUGUGAGGCUGAGAAUUUGGAUCCGGAGGCGACUCUUGAGAAGGAAGCGGAGGGGUUUGUUCCUGUGCCUACCCGUUCUAGAAGUUCGACGCCGAAACCGGAUUUCAGUAUCCUGCCCAAGACGAUACCGAAGGAGAGAAAGUCUGUGGCAGAGAUCGUGACGGAGUUGAAGGAGAGUGAGUGGUAUACAGGUCAGAUUGUUCCGGAUGGCCAUCGUGUUUUUGAUCCCCAGGAGGCGAUUUAUGGAGAUUUGAAUUUCCAGCUCAGUCAGGAUUUGGUUAAUGCACUUUAUAACACCCAGAAUAUCACGCAGUUCUACGCACAUCAAGCGGAAGCUAUCAAUAAUCUUCAUGAUGGCCAUCAUGUUAUUGUAGCGACAUCUACCAGCUCUGGAAAAUCAUUGAUCUAUCAGAUUCCGGUAUUACACGAGCUGGAAAGGGAUCACAAUACGAGAGCAAUGUACAUAUUUCCCACCAAAGCUCUUGCUCAAGAUCAACGAAGAAGUUUGAAAGAGAUGAUGCGCUUCAUGACUGGGCUUGAGGAAACCAUCGUCGAAACCUUCGAUGGAGACACAGCCAUGAAAGACCGCAACCUAAUUCGAGACGAAGGCCGAAUAAUCUUUACCAACCCCGACAUGCUUCAUCUCACCAUCCUCCCAAACGAAGAGAAAUGGCGGACUUUUCUUCAGAACCUCAAAUUCGUAGUCAUGGACGAAAUCCACGUCUACAACGGCCUUUUCGGCUCGCACGUGGCGUUCAUCAUGCGAAGACUGAGACGUAUCUGUGCAGCGGUGGGAAACCGAAAUGUCAAGUUUAUCUCCUGCUCUGCCACGGUUGCGAAUCCCGAAGAUCAUUUUAAGACCAUUUUUGGACUUGAGGAUGUGAAGAUGACGGAUUUUGAUGGGUCCCCGUCCGGGAGGAAGGAGUUCCUUUGUUGGAAUACGCCGUUUAAGGAUCCGGGGGAUCCGACGAGUGGGAGGGGGGAUACUAUUGGGGAGGCGGCACGGUUGUUCUGUCAGUUGAUAUUGAGGGGGGUAAGAGUGAUUGCCUUUUGUCGGGUUAGGAAGUCGUGUGAGGCUCUUGUUGGGGCUGUGAAGCAGGAGCUUUCUACCCUGCAAAGGGCGGAUUGUAUGGCGAGGGUUAUGGGGUAUAGAGGGGGAUAUACACCACAAGACCGACGACGCAUUGAGAGUGAGAUGUUUGAGGGGAAGCUUAUGGGUAUUAUUGCUACUACGGCAUUGGAACUUGGUGUUGAUAUUGGGUCUUUGGAUGCGGUCAUUACGGUUGGCUUCCCAUAUACGAUUGCCAAUUUGAGACAACAGAGUGGACGAGCUGGAAGGAGAAAUAAGGAUUCCCUCUCUGUUCUUAUUGGAGAUUGUUUUCCAACCGAUCAGCAUUAUAUGCAAACUCCAGACGAGAUAUUUACAAAACCCAAUUCCCAGCUCCAAGUCGAUCUCCAGAAUAUGUUAGUACUAGAAGGCCAUGUCCAGUGCGCAGCUUUCGAGAUGCCCAUCCGAGUCGACGAAGACGCCAUCUACUUCCCCAAGAACCUCUCCGAAAUAGCCGAAGAAAGAAUGGUCAAAGACGAUCUAGGCUUCUACCAUUGCAACGAUCGCUUUCGUCCCUACCCCUCGAAACUGGUCGCCAUCAGAGACACAGAAGAAGACCACUUCGCAAUCGUAGACACCACUCACGGCCUAAACACCAUCCUCGAAGAACUAGAGGCCUCCCGCGCCUUCUUCACUCUCUACGACGGGGGCAUCUUCCUACACCAAGGAACCACCUACCUCGUCAAAGAAUUCCUUCCCGAUCGAAAGAUCGCCAAGGUCGAACGUGUGCGAGUCGACUGGACAACACAGCAAAGGGAUUACACAGACAUCGACCCCAUCGAGACGGAAAUGAUCUACCGCAUCCCCACCUCCCUCUCCCGCGCCUUCUACGGCAAAAUCCGGAUCCAGCAAAACGUCUACGGCUUCUUCAAACUCGACAAGAAGCGCCGCAUCCUGGAUGCGGUGCAAGUCGAUAAUCCACCGAUCGUACUGUAUAGUAAAGGCAUGUGGCUCGACGUCCCGAAACUCGCCCUCGAUAUCCUCGUCGAGAAACGUCUUAAUGUCGCUGGUGCUAUUCAUGCAGCCGAACACGCGGUCCUGAGUCUCAUGCCCAACUUUGUUAUUUCUUCCCCCGGCGAUGUGAGGACGGAGUGUAAACUCGCGCAGAAGGAAUUCGCCGCCAAAGAGAGCACGCGUAAACGUCCCGCACGACUCACCUUCUACGACGCCAAAGGAGGCGCCUCUGGGUCCGGAAUCAGCACCAAGGCUUUUGAAUUCGUCAACCUUUUGCUGAAGCAGGCGGUGCGUAGGAUCGAGGGAUGUGGAUGUUGUGUUGAGACGGAGGGCGCGAGGGGGGGUUGUUUGGAGUGUGUUGCUUCUGAGGGUUGUAGACAUGGGAAUGAGGUCCUUUGUAAGGUUGGUGGAGAGGUUAUUCUGAGAUGCUUGCUUGGCAUGGAGGUUGAUGUUGAGAGUCUGCCGAUGGGGGAGGAGGCGGAUCUUGGGGGGGAGACGGUGGUGCUUGCUGAGACUGUGGUUGGGAAGGGAAGGGGCGUGGUGGAGGUGGAGAGGGGGGGUGUGGUUGUUAAGGUGGAGGACGAGGAUUGA